Paramecium pentaurelia is the source of this 1018-nucleotide messenger RNA. The record is from the annotation of a GenBank genome assembly. NCBI's taxonomy places the organism in Eukaryota, Ciliophora, Oligohymenophorea, Peniculida, Parameciidae.
AUGAACUCCAAUUCUCCAAAAUUAAUAAAUCAAAAUAGCUAAUCUGAUAAUGAAAUUGAUUCACAUGAGAAUAAACAUAUAAAAUAAGACUGUGUAUAGAUUUAAGCUAAGUAUUUCUAUAACAUAUUUAUAAAGAUCAAAAAAAAUACAAAAGAGAUAACAAGAAUAAAUUAGAGCUAAAUAAAUCUAAAUUGAUUAGAUUUCUCAAUUUAAAUUUGAUAGUUCAUUAUAAUAUUAGAUGAAUUUAAGAGAAUAGACCAUUUAUGAUUUUGAUUUUCUAAAAAUAGAUAAAGAUCUAUUGUCUAAUUAAAAUUAAAUUAUAGUAUAUAUAAUUAAUUAUUCUAGAUUGAAGAUAAGAAAUCUAAAAAAAAGUUUCUUAUAAAACCAAUUCAAAGUGAAAGUGACAUAAUUCAAGUAAAUAAUUAAAAUAAAUAUUUAGAAAUUAUUUUAAUUAAAUUCUUAAUUUAUAUUAACACCUGAAAAUAUUUUCAGUUAUCAAGUCCAAACAUAGAAAAUUGAUUAUCUUGCAAAGGAAAUAAGUAUUUGAUUUAAGUUGAAUCAAGAAAUAAUUCAUUUAAAGUUUCAACUUCUUUUGUUUUAAUAUUGUAGUAAAUCGAUUCUACAUUUUACUCAUGAAUUGUCAAAUGCAAAAAUUAAAAUGAUUAUAAGUGAUCUUUUAUAAGGAUUGAUAUCAGCAAAAGAGAAUUAACUAGUUUUAAAUGAAAUAACAUUAGAUUCUAUAUUGUAUUGUGAAGUAAAUAGAAAUUUCAAAAUUAAAGAUUAUACGAAUGCAACAAUUGGUGACAAUCAAAGUAAUGUAAAAGAAUUAGGAAUAUGUUUGGCUUAACUAAUUUAAUAAAAGAAUUCUAAAAAAAAAUUAACAAAAUUAUAAAUCAAUUUAAAUGAAUGGAAAACAAAUAAUAAAGAUGAUCCAUUUGCAAGUAUUACUUUACAAAUGAUUAUGAAUGAAAAAUCACUUGAUGAAAUUAAUAAUUAAUUAUAAUAGAUAGAUUGCUGA